Bactrocera oleae (olive fruit fly) is the source of this 963-nucleotide messenger RNA. Its product is annotated as micronuclear linker histone polyprotein. Lineage: Eukaryota; Metazoa; Arthropoda; Insecta; Diptera; Tephritidae. The record is from RefSeq and is a predicted model, not a curated record.
AUGAAAGUCUUAAUUCUAUUCUGCUUGACUGGUGUUGGGCUACUCUUCACCACCGCACCAGCUUAUGCGCGUACAGUGCGGAAGGACAACAACAAUAAAAACAACAAACCUUUGAAAGAGCACCCGGUUGAGGCUUUAGUGGCAAUAUUGAAGAGUAAAGUAAAUGCUACGAAUACAAUGGAAACCACAUUGGAACCACCACACACCACAAAAAGAGCAAUUAGGCUUGGUAAAAAACAACGACCGAAUAGUAAAUUUUUGCAAAAGCCCGAGGAUGCAAUUGUUGUGCCGCAACACACUGAAAAUAAUGAUGAGUUAGAUUUAGUUGAGAACACAACCGAAUCGCCGAUGCGCCAAUUGACCACUGCAGAAAGCAACAACAACAACAAGAGCGAAGCAGCUGUGGACCACACUGGAUUAAACGCUCAAUUGAGGGAGAAUAAACAACAGGAAGUUGAUAAUGAAAAGCACGCGAAAGCAGAGCAAAGUAGCACUGAAGUGUUGGGACCGGCAGAAGGUGCAAGUGGCGUAAAGGAAAAUACACGAAAACAAACACAAAAACAGAAGCAAGAACACUCGAAAGAGCAAAAAGAAGCUUUGCAUAACAAAAAAGUGCUAAAUUUAAACGAAAUAAGCACGAAUAAUAGCAAGGCAGAAGUCAAUGGAAAUCUCAAAAAUAAGAAGCCAACAAACAACAACGCCAAUAAAGUUAACGCAACUAAAAAACUCACGAAUAAACCAAAACAACAACCGUUAAAAGCUCGAAGCAAACAAAACACAACCACAACAACGGCACCUAAAACUAACCGUAAAGUGAACACAGGCGGGAAUAAAAAUAAAAAACCAUCUUCCAAGAAUAAGACGAAAAAAUCGCAAGCACUUGGAAAACCCUCCAAAAGACGAACUAGGCGCAAUCGAUUUAAGACACCUUUAAAAAGACGACCCAACAGAAGACGAAACUGA